AUGAUAGAUGAAGCUUGUGUGAAUGAUGAAGAGGCACAUAAUUAGUAGCCAAAGCAAGGAAUUCACAAUGUUCAUCGUCUUUAUAAUGAGGAAUAGAGUGGAUCUACUCAAAUUCCUAAUAACUCCUUCUCUAAUUCUAGAUUUGAUGAUGUGGAUGAAGAUUUAUUGGCAAGCAAUACACCAAGAGCGAAUCAAGUAGUGAGAGCAACUUAAUCCAACCAAUAAGAUUAAAAAAUCAGUCAAUAGUAAAGCUCGUAGCCAAGGAACAGGAGAUAAACAAAUUAUUCCAUGUAAAUAAGCAAAAAUGAUCAUAACAAGCUAGAUUUGUCAGCUAGAAUAACUAAAUAACAAACACACCUCAAAAGAGAUCUCAGUCUACUUAAAGCCUGGACAACUCCUUAAAGUCCAAAGACAGAUCUAAAAGUGAUAUAUUCGAAUGAUUACAUGCAGAAAGUGGGAAUAGAAAAAACUUUCAUAAAUUGGCAGAGACUUAUCUUGUUGAAGAAGCAAUCGCUCCUGGAGGGCAAGGAAAAAGAAUUGAUUAAUGUGCAAUAUAAGAUAUCAGAGACAUCUGUGAGUCUCCUUGAGAGCAAAAAUAAAGGAUUAAUUAUAGACAUUUUGUAAGAGCUAUCUUAGAAUGAUGUCUUAUACUAAGAGGAUCUAUACAAGGUGCUAGUAUAACUUGAAAUAAUCGAUGACUUUGCAAAGAACAAGCAUCAGUUCAAAUCAUUCCUUACCUCUAAGAAAAUUCUUCAGGAAACUGAUUAUCUCUUAUUCCCAAUACAAAAGAGGGCUAUACAUUGGGAUAAAAUCCAAAAGUUUUUAGAAAUAUUACUCUCAGUUAAGUUUAAGAAGAAUGAAAAGUUGCGAUUAAUUUCAAGUAUUACUCAGGAUAUGCAUCCUCUGCCUGUCAAUGAUAAAAUACAAGCGAUCUUGAAUUAUUAGGAUGAUUUAAAGCUAGAGAGAAGAGUGGAGAGGCCUUCUCAUUCACCGCUAUUAGCGAGGAAAAUAAGACAUAAUAAAUCAAUUGAGUAUCUUCAUAAUGUCCUUGAAAAAGAAAAGCAAAGCUUAAAACCUAAACCUACAAUCAAUUAAAACUCUAAGCAGUUAGAUUAAAUAACUAAGCUAAAAUAAAUCAUCAAAGGUAUCAAGAGAAAUAAUAGAAGUAUCGAUCUAGAUGAGAGUUAAGUACCAGAUGAUGAGGAUGAUAUUUCCCCUAUUAAAAGCUUUUAAUAGUCCAGCCAAAAGAAGAGCAGAAGAGAUACUUAGAAAUCAGUAGAUAAGGCUUAAAAGAAAAAUUUCACAAGCUUUUUUCACAGAUGUGAUGUUCUUUAUCGUGAUGCUAGAAUAAGAUAAGAUUCUGAAAAGUAAAGCAAUGUUACUUCUGGUGAUAAGAAAUCUCAUAAAGAAGAGGUUUCGUAAGAGGUAAAUAAAUUACUGAGUACUAAAAUGCUAUUGUCUAAGAAUGAAAAGGGAAAAAAAGUACUCACUAAGUCUUAGUCAAUGAUUGGCAGAUCUCAAUACUCCUAUAAAAAGUAACAGCCAAGAUAGUUGCAAAAGAUACGUACUAUUGUAGAGAACAAAAAUAAUGAAUAACAAUAGAAAAAUGAUAAUGAAGACAGUGAUGAGGAAAAUGUGCAUUCUUAAACCUCGUCAUCUCCAUAAGGAGGAAUCAAAAUAAACUCUACUCAUUUAAAGAUUCAGGAUUACUAGCCAGGAGAUGUCAGCAAGUAUCUGAAGUAAAGUUAAUUCUCUCCAGUUGAAGAGUACACGUAGGAAUAGCUGGAGACAGAGAGAAGAAUGCUUUGUUUAUUAGACUUGAACUUAGGUAAUAACAGAAGAGUUCAAUUGUAAAUAUUUUAAGGAGAUGAACUGAAUGGAGUUAUUAAAAAGUUAAAAUCUCUUCACAAUCUUAAUAAGUAGCAAAUUGAUGUUGUGAAAUUUAAACUAGGAGAGUUAGAAGUAUUCAAGAACUAAUAUUAUUGA
This is a messenger RNA of Stylonychia lemnae, 1986 nucleotides long. NCBI's taxonomy places the organism in Eukaryota, Ciliophora, Spirotrichea, Sporadotrichida, Oxytrichidae. The record is from the annotation of a GenBank genome assembly.